UAGAAACUGGGCUGCACAGCAGGAGGUGAGUGGCGGGCGGGCAGGCAAGCUAGCAAGCCAGCAAGCAAAGCUUCAUCUGUAUUUGCAGCUGCUCCCUAGCACUAGCAUCACCACCUCAGCUCCACCUCAGAUCAUCGGGCAUUAGAUUGUCAUAGGAGCACCAGUCCCUGGUGCCAAAAAGGUUGGGGACCACUGCCUUAACAUAAUAGGUACAUGCUCAAAAAAAUGUUAAAUGUUAAAAAUGUGAGCUUUGUCUGAAUUCAGGAAAACCCUUUAUGUAAUGGCAAUUUGAAGGUAGGAUGGUGAAAAAUCUUAAUUUUCUACUGGCAUACAUUUUGAGUUAGCAGACAUCCUCCCAGCCCUUUCAUUUUCAAAGGGGAAAAAAAUCAAGUUCUUAACCAGUGUGUCUCCCAUAGAUUAAGAAAAAACAAAAAACAUGCCUAGAACCAGAAAAACCUUUAGAAAUUUUUAAAGACUGGCCUUUGGAAAUGUUUUUUUCCUCCCAGCCUGGUAGAUUCCUCUGAGGUGGUACAUAAGUAGCUCAGGGCCCUGAGAGAGUGACAAACUUGUAUCAGAAAACAGUUUUUAGGGCUAAGACGAGACCGUCUCCAUAAUUAAGAAUAGUGACAGCUGAAGUUCCUUAAAAGGAACAGCAAAAACGUUCUCAAACUGUAAGAAUCCCCAGAGGGUUUGUUUAAGCACAGAUUGCAGGGCCUUAUCUUCAUUUCUGAUUUUAUAGGUCUGACAUGAGGCCCAAGAAUUUGCAUUUCUCCCAUAUUCUCAGAUGAUGCUGAAGGUAUUAGUCCUGGGAUCAUACUUUGAGAACCACUGGUGUAAAGUAUAUGAGAUUCAAUCUCAAAUAUUUCAUAAAAUGUGGACUUUCUGAGCUUUUAACCACAAAUCACGAAGUGCCAGCAGCUUCUACGAUCUCAAGAGAUGUAGAUUGUCUUUAGCAGUUAUCAACAUACCCUAGGUCCUAAUGGUAAAUGGGGAUACUCCAUUUAGGACAAAUCCAUUUCCUCAUUGUUAAAUAGGUUAAAACCUAUGUUCAGAGGCUUGUGAUGAGGGUUAAUAAAGUUUUAGUACACAUAGCACUUGCCAUAUUCAAUAUUUGUUACCAUCCUCUAUUGUUCUUUACUGCAUUCUAGUGCUCUAUAACAUCUAUUGGAAACUGUUCAUGGGAGCUAGAGUAAGUUAAAGUCAAUAAUAAGACAAAGAGAUGUGAAUUUGAAUGGUGAUACCCUCACCAAAACCAUGCUAAGGAAAUUCCAUGUUCUGAUUCCACUCUUUUAGGACUGUCAAUGGCAGGAUACCAGCUCUGGUCACCAUGGACCCCACUGGACGAGAGCUUCCAAUGGCUACGGCACACAACACCUACACCUUCUUCCAAGCACCCCUUUAGGGCUUCCCCCUGCUUCCCACAUACCCCUUCUGACCUUGAAGUGCAGCUGUGCUUUCAAGAGGUCACUCUAGUUCUAGACAGCCCAUUCUUGGAAACUGGGAUGAGUCCCAAGUUACCCUGCCACACAUCAGAGCUCCGAACCAUGAACAACAAGAAAGGACUGGUCAGGAAGCCCCAGCCUGUCCGCCUCAGUGGAGUGGAUUCCGUCUUUGGCAGGGUCAUCACAGCUCAGCCACCAAAGUGGACUGGGACCUUCAGAGUUUCAGACAAGUCAGCCUUUUGCAAAAUCAUCAGCCGGGAGCACCAGUGGCCCACUGGACUUAAGGAACCUCAGAUUCAGAUGACAGUGACCAUGUGCAAGCAGAUGCUGCGCUCUAUCCUCUUGCUGUAUGCAACAUACAAAAAGUGUACCUUUGCCUUGCAACACUCCAAGUAAAGGGUCCCCGUCUGUUUCCUAUUCCUCAUACCAUGCCCUUUGCUAUGUGCCUGAAGCUUACAGAAAACUGUUGUAAAGGAAAUUUGCUUUUCUGUCAAGCAGUGACAAUUCAGGAGCCCCUUUCCUUCCUUCCCUUCCAAAAAGGGGCCAGUGAUAGAGCAAGGGAGAACAUUUCCAUUGUACAAUUGGACAACCACUUAAGAGAGUCAAACUAGCACUGACAUGUACAUGUGACAAAGAACCAUUAAACAACCCAUAUAAACCAAUGGGCCUAGUGUGAACUCAAACAUCUAAGAUCACAAUGAAUUGGGGAAACAAAGGCAUGUCAAAGGAGAUAUGGAUUUCUAUAUACAAGAGGUUGAAGGGAUCUAACAUGUAUGUGUGGGUCAAGGAUUAAUUUUAAAAACAAAAAACAACCUCCCCCACCAAAAAAAAAAAAAGACAAGAACCUAACCAGCCACACCCUAAUAUUUACACUAGAGAAUACAAAAGUGGCAGAAAUAUUAACAACUAUUAAACAAUAUAUAUAACUUGGCAAGAAAGAACUUGGUAGUAGCACUGAAACUGGGCUUUCUGGCAGAUGUGAGAGCUCCACAUUUAGCUGAAGUGUACUAAUGUUCUAUUUCUAAUAAAUUAUAAGUAAUUUUGUAGCAUUGUUGUAAUUAGGUUACAGGUAUAACUCAGAAAAAGUGGAAAUAAAAUAUAUAUACAAAGUCAAUAUGAUUUUGAUGGUGCCUCUUCCCACUUUGUCUUAUGUCUACAUGAUGACCAAAAAAAUUUUAAAAGCAGCCAAAAUGUUCCUCUUGACUUUCUUUGGGCAUUGAAAAGAAAUUUCAUCACUACAAAAAGAUCACAAAGAUCUUCUCAUCCCAAAGAAAGAUGGUCCUUAGAA
Pteropus alecto (black flying fox) is the source of this 2730-nucleotide messenger RNA. It is a transcript of the gene FANCD2OS, whose product is annotated as FANCD2 opposite strand. The coding region runs from base 1302 to 1838 and encodes 178 amino acids. NCBI's taxonomy places the organism in Eukaryota, Metazoa, Chordata, Mammalia, Chiroptera, Pteropodidae. The transcript has a single exon. The record is from RefSeq and is a predicted model, not a curated record.